This is a messenger RNA of Triticum urartu, 1060 nucleotides long. RefSeq lists its product as uncharacterized. NCBI's taxonomy places the organism in Eukaryota, Viridiplantae, Streptophyta, Magnoliopsida, Poales, Poaceae. The record is from RefSeq and is a predicted model, not a curated record. Gene Ontology annotation, molecular function: S-adenosylmethionine-dependent methyltransferase activity.
AACCGUGUCAGAGCGUUGUGGUUUACGCCUUCGAGCCUGGUUCACGUACUCCUCUCCCCGUUCCCCAACAUCUUCGGCAUGCGGUGCCUCGUCGCGCUCCCGGCGGUCGCCGUCCCCAGCCGCGGCUCACAUCCUAACCUCAAACCCCGCCGCAGAAGCACUCUAGUAGCUAUCCUUGGGAGCUGCCGCUGCGGCCGCCGCCACCUCCUUGGUGCAUCCUCUGCCGCCGGCCUCCUCCAUCUCGUCAACCCCCCGUGCCUCGCCGCCCCAGCCAUCGACCCCGCCGUGAUGCUUGAACGGGUGCACCCAGCGAGGCCUGGCUGGUACGAGAAGCUUUACGCGACGGCCAUGGACAAGGGCAUGCAGUCUUAUGAAGCCGAGAUUGCGCAGUAUAAAUCGAAUCUCUUCUCCCAAUUGUCAGUUGCGGGAGAGAACAUUCUGGAGCUUGGUGUUGGGACAGGCCCCAACUUAAAGUACUAUGCAAGUGCUGAUGGUGUAAAUGUAACUGGGGUAGAUCCUAACAUGUACAUGGAGGAGUAUUCUAGAGCAGCAGCAAAUUCUGCCGGGCUUCCGCAAUCAAAUUUCACUUUCAGAAGAGGGGUCGCCGAAGCUUUGCCAGCAGAGGAUGAUUCCAUGGAUGCAGUUAUUGGUACAUUGGUGCUGUGUUCGGUAAAGGACACUGAUAUGGCAUUAAGAGAAAUAAAGAGAGUCCUAAAGCCCGGUGGUCUCUACCUAUUCAUUGAGCAUGUUGCUGCAGCAGAUGGUUCCUUCCUCCAGUUCGUGCAAGGUGCCCUUGAUCCUCUGCAGCAAUUUGUCGCUGACGGGUGCCACCUCACCAGGAAAACAGCUGAAAACAUCAAGGAAGCCGGGUUCUCGAGCUUGAGCCUGAACGCGGUGCGCCUGUCAUCUGCAUAUAUCGUUAGCCCCCAUGUUUAUGGUGUAGCCUAUAAAUGACAUACUCUGCCUGUUUGGGACGGAACUCUGUGUGGUUUAUUCUGAGAUAAUACUCGUACUGGCACAUUUCUGCUCAGUUAUUGCCCCUGGAGGCCUUUCCCUUUUU